Molecule: messenger RNA, 546 nt
Organism: Talpa occidentalis (Iberian mole)
Lineage: Eukaryota; Metazoa; Chordata; Mammalia; Eulipotyphla; Talpidae
Product: NKG2-A/NKG2-B type II integral membrane protein-like
Exons: 4
Coding region: 7-546 (179 amino acids)
Biological process (GO): positive regulation of natural killer cell mediated cytotoxicity; stimulatory C-type lectin receptor signaling pathway
Source: RefSeq, a predicted model, not a curated record
GCAGAGAUGAACCAGCAAAGAGUCACCUAUGCAGAGCUGAAGCUGGCAAAGGUCUCAAAAAGGCCGCAAGUGAAACCUAAGGAGAGUAAAAUCUCCACUACUGGAACGGAGCAGGGAGUAACCUAUGCAGAAUUAAGUCUUCACAAUGCUGCUCGGGAUCCUCAGGAGAAUGGCAAGUCCUGUCACCUCAAAGGCUUAGCAGCACCUCCAGAGAAGCGCAUUGCUGGGAUCUUGGGACUCACCUGCCUUGCCUUGAUAUGCAUUAUUGUGCCAGUGUGGGUUUAUACCCAAUACGAUUGUGGCCCUUGUUUUAAGGGGUGGUUUUCGUACUCCAACAACUGCUAUUACUUUAGUGCUGAACAAAAAACCUGGAAGGAGAGCGCGAAGGUCUGUCAGUGUAUGAACUCUCAGCUGCUCUACAUAGACACUGAGGAAGAAAUGGUGCGAAGAAUGGUGUUGAAUAUUAGUGGAAUCUUGAUAAAUUUUGAAGAAAGGACAGCUCAGUUUUUCUUACUCCCAGCUCUGACAAUAUUCUAUGAAUAUUGA